Orycteropus afer afer is the source of this 1002-nucleotide messenger RNA. It is a transcript of the gene EPO, whose product is annotated as erythropoietin. The record is from RefSeq and is a predicted model, not a curated record. Gene Ontology annotation, cellular component: extracellular region. The coding region runs from base 1 to 1002 and encodes 333 amino acids. The transcript is spliced from 6 exons. Gene Ontology annotation, molecular function: cytokine activity; hormone activity; erythropoietin receptor binding. NCBI's taxonomy places the organism in Eukaryota, Metazoa, Chordata, Mammalia, Tubulidentata, Orycteropodidae.
AUGUGUCCGUCCCCAGCCCGCCCCAGAAGCGCACUUCUCGCAGGCCCAGGCGUUCAGCCCAAUGCGCGCCCCGCAGCCUUCCACUCCCCGGACCCAGGGGUCUUCCCGGCAGACCCGAGCCGCACUCGCGCCUGCAGCAGCCGUCGUUCCCGCCCCCGGCAAGCCCCGGACCCAGGCGUCCUGCCCCCUGCUCUGACCCCUGGUGGCCCCCACCUCCGGCGACCCCUCACGCACACACCCUCACCCCCACCCCCACCCGCGCACGCACACAUGCUGAUAACAGCCCCGACCCCCGGCGGGAGCCGCAGUCCCCGAGCCAACCCUGGCCGGUCGCUUCGCCGCGCCUUCUUCCCGGACCCUGGCGGCCGCGACGUGCCUGCGCCCCCUGCACGGCGACCCCCUCCUCCAAGCCAGUCGAGCUGGCCCUGCUACCCAGAUUCUCCUGCCCGGCUGCUUCUGCUGCCCUUCCUCGUGGUUCCUCUGGGCCUCCUGGUCCUGGGCUCCCCUCCCCGCCUGAUCUGUGACAGCCAAGUCCUGGAGCGGUACAUCCUGGAGGCCAAGGAGGCUGAGAAUGACACGAUGGGCUGUGCUGAAGAGUGCAGCCUGAGUGAGAAUAUUACUGUUCCAGACACCAAGGUUAACUUCUACGCCUGGAAUAGGAUGGAGGUCAGCCAGCAGGCCAUGGAAGUCUGGCAGGGCCUGGCCCUGCUCUCAGAAGCCAUCCUUCAGGGCCAAGCCCUAUUGGUCAACUCCUCCCAGCCCUUGGAGUCCUGGCGGCUCCAUGUGGACAAAGCCAUCAGUGGCCUGCGCAGCCUCACCUCCCUGCUUCGAGCGCUGGGAACCCAGAAGGAAGCCGUCUCUGUUCCAGGCACAGCCUCUGCUGCUCCUCUCCGAACAUUCACUGUGGAUACUUUGUGCAAACUUUUCCGAGUCUACGCCAAUUUCCUCCGGGGCAAGCUGAAGCUGUACACAGGGGAGGCCUGCAGGAGAGGGGAUAGGUGA